This is a messenger RNA of Pleuronectes platessa (European plaice), 7221 nucleotides long. RefSeq names its product collagen alpha-1(XIX) chain. The record is from RefSeq and is a predicted model, not a curated record. Lineage: Eukaryota; Metazoa; Chordata; Actinopteri; Pleuronectiformes; Pleuronectidae. Bases 184 to 3570 code for a protein of 1128 amino acids. The transcript is spliced from 54 exons.
GACCGAGAUCCAGCGGGCGAUCCCACUGUGACUUUUAUUUCCAAGUCCUGGAAUCCGGAAUCGGACUGAUUGGAAUCACACAUGGAUUAUGCGUCUUUCUCCGCGUUUGGUGCGUUUUUGCCAUAGAGAGGAAACUUUGCCCCGCAACUGUUUUCAAGUGGACUACGUUCUAGUGUCGGAGCCAUGUUGUGCUCGCUGAGAUGGACUGUUGUCCUCUGGAGUUUAAACAUCAUUCACUGCACGUUUGGAAUGGCAGUGAGUGAACAGACAGACGGCUCUUGUCCCCCUCUGAGCGUGGAGGAGCGCAGGUUUACCGAUGCUUUAGAUCGUCCCUUGGAAAUCACAGGAUUCGAUCUCACAGAAAAGUUUCUUCUUCGAAAGGGCACGAUCACGGAAGACCUGCCGUCCUUUCGUUUAGGAAGCAGUCCACUUAUUAAGCCGACAAAAUUCAUAUUUCAAAAUGGACUUUCAAGUGAGUACUCCCUCGUCACCACCUUCCGGGUCAGAAGAACGACAAAAAAAGACCGCUGGUAUCUUUGGCAGAUUUUCGACCAAUCAGGAGGCAGUCAGGUGUCCGUUGUGGUCGACGGCGGCAAGAAGGUGGUGGAGUUCUCCUUCCAGGGUCUGCUGAAGAACACCCUGCGCUACACAUUCAAGAGCCGAGACCUGCACGCCCUCUUCGAUCGGCAGUGGCACAAGCUGAGCGUCUCCGUGCAGAGCAACAUUGUCUCCAUUUACAUGGACUGCAAGCUCAUAGAACGGAGGCUGACCGAUGAGAAGGACGACUUGGACCCCAGUGGGCGAACGCUCAUCACCACACGGGUGGAGGAUGGACGGCCUGUAGAUAUUGAACUCAGGCUAUUUCUAAUCUACUGUGACCCCUAUAUGGCGGAGAUGGAAAAUUGCUGUGAGCUGCUGGAACCAAAGUGUGAAGCCAAGAAGACGCUUAAUGGGACUUCCACUCCCCCGGUGACGGAGAAGCUUCCCCAGAUGCUUUCUCAGCCGGUCCUGCAGUCAAUGGACAGAUGUCUCUGUCCGGCAGAAAAGGGAGAUGCGGGUCUUCCAGGGAUAGUCGGACUAGCAGGAGAAAAGGGGGAUACGGGAGACAAGGGGGACCUGGGGGAAGCCGGGCCGACAGGAAACCUAGGACAUAAGGGAGAAUCUGGAUCAGAAGGGCAAAAGGGAAUCGAUGGGGAGAAGGGUCUGAAAGGUGACCUGGGGCCAAUUGGUCCAGUUGGUCCCAAGGGAAGCAAAGGGGAUGUGGGUACGCCUGGAGCUCCGGGGCUGCCUGUUGACAAAGAAUGUCUCAAAGGAGAUCAGGGCCCUCGAGGUGACAAAGGAGAAAAGGGACUGGCCGGGGUGCCGGGUCAGCCAGGGGAGCCAGGCAAGGAGGGCAAAAGGGGACGGAGAGGAAAGAGUGGGGAGCCUGGACCCAAAGGCCUGACUAGUCCCUCAGGAACCUCUGAAGGAGCAAGUAUCAAGGGGGAGAAGGGCGAGUCGGGAGUCCCGGCGGACAAAGGGGAGAGAGGAGACCCCGGUCAGCCAGGUGCAGAGGGUGCCGACGGAAUGAAGGGACAAAAAGGUGAUAUUGGCCCCCCUGGUCCUCCCGGUCCUGUGAUGACAGCUCAUGGAUUAAGACACCUCUCUGGAUCUGAUGAAAUGAAAGAGCGGAGCCAAAAAGGAGAGAAGGGGGAUCAGGGGGAGCGAGGAACACAAGGCUUCAAGGGAAACAUAGGGCCGCCAGGACUAAAAGGAGAUCAAGGACCAGCGGGGAAACAGGGCCUGCCUGGACCCACUGGACUCCCAGGACUCCCAGGCGAGCCAGGAUCGUCAGGGGAGCCGGGGGGGCCCGGGAGAGAUGGCCUGAAAGGAGAAAAGGGGGACUCUGCUGGAGUGAUGGCGCCACAGGGACCUCCGGGUCCCAAGGGUGAGCCUGGAGAACCCGGAGGCGGCUAUAUGGGCGACGGGUUGCCCCUAACCAGAGGGUCUCGCGGACCCAAGGGUGAGAGAGGUGUCCCGGGGUUGCCGGGAGAACACGGUGAAAAGGGCGAAGUUGGAGAGAGUGUCAUGGGUCUUCCUGGCCUCAUGGGACCCCCCGGAAAGCCGGGAAUCGAGGGCCCUCGUGGAUCAACGGGUUUAUCUGGCCCCCCUGGAGCUCCAGGAAGAGAGGGCUCCCCUGGUCGAUCAGGCCCCCCGGGCCCUCCUGGACCCGCAGGUGAACCAAUUGCUCUGCCACUCGUCGGAGACAUGGGAGCUUUACUCAAGAAUGCCUGCAGUGUGUGCCAGACGAGAGUCCCGGGCAUGCCCGGGCAAAGAGGAGAGAAGGGGACCCCCGGAGCGCAAGGAGUCGAAGGCAUGGUGGGAGAAAAGGGAGAUCCGGGUAUAAGAGGCCCUAUGGGUAACCCCGGGAAAGAAGGGCCAAAGGGGGUGAAAGGAGAGAGAGGGUUCCCAGGCCCGACAGGAGACAAAGGAGAUGAGGGGCCUUCAGGAGUACCAGGGUUGCCUGGUGUGACCGGUCGUACAGGGGCCCCGGGGCUGUUGGGAAGACCUGGUCCAUUGGGCCAGUCAGGAGGAAAAGGAGAUAAAGGAAACGAAGGACCCACAGGCAGACCAGGGCUCCCAGGGCCUCCGGGUGUACCCUACGUGGAGGGCAAUGGGAUGAGCAGUCUGUACAAGCUGCAGAGCGGUGGAGCUCUUUUAGGACCCCCUGGAGCUCCUGGUGCUCCGGGUCCCAAAGGAGACGAAGGGGUUGCAGGGGAACCAGGGGCCAUGGGAUUACCCGGGCUGGAAGGGCUACCCGGUGCCAAGGGUGAUAUUGGUUUGCCUGGUUCACCAGGGGCAUCAGGUCCUCCAGGGAAGCCCGGAACUCGUGGAGAACUGGGGAUCCCUGGAGAACCGGGUGAGCGGGGGCCGCUCGGAGAGACAGGAUUCCCAGGGCCUGAGGGACCCCAAGGUGUUCCUGGGAGGCCGGGCAAAGACGGAACUCCAGGAUACAAGGGAUCUUCAGGUACAGCAGGGGACAGGGGAUCCAAAGGAGAACGUGGCGAUACAGGGAUUUCUGGGGAAAGAGGCGUCCAGGGCGAGCGAGGUCGCACAGGAGACCCUGGCCCGAUUGGACCCCUGGGACCAGCUGGCCACAAGGGUGAUCCCGGCCCUCCAGGGCAGCUGGAGAGUUCAACCCUCCUGGGAGAUCCUGGCGUCAUGGAGGAGCUCAAAAUGUUUAUCCAAAACCAAGUACUGCGGAUCCUUGAAGAGAAGCUAUCGAGUGCUGCCAUGAUGCAGAAGACACCCGCAGGCAUCUUAGGUUCACAAGUUCAGGGGCCUCCAGGACCUCCUGGAAAGGACGGAUUUCCAGGCCCGCCAGGAGAGCAUGGACCUCCUGGUCCUCAAGGAUACAGGGGUCAGAAAGGAGAACGAGGGCAGCUUGGUCUAGGGUUACCAGGAGAUCCAGGAUCUACGGGAGCACCAGGUCCUCCUGGGAUCACUACUAAGGCCCCUCCUGGUUCUCCGGGGCCCCGCGGACCUCCUGGGACGUGUGACCCCGGCGACUGCCUCCCGCCAUCCUUAUGAACCCAACCCGAGUGGUUUCAGCUAAAGUCGUAAGAUGGACGUGCAGCUCUGAGAUCUGUGCAGCCGCAGCAGAGCAGGAGAAGAGUGGGCCUCACUGUCUCUGACAGCUUCCUCAGCUCCGGCUCAAUCAGACAACUGACCUCUUUAGUUCACUUCAGUCACAUUUGGUUGCAAGUCUGGGUUUUUUGUUUUUUUAUGGCAUUUCUGUCGGGUUUGUUUUCAGCUCACUGAAAACCUUUUGAGUUUAUUUAUUUUCCCAAUGGUUUUUACUUUAAAAGUUAUUUCUUGUUUUCACAUCCUCUACUGUGAUGUAAUGCAUUCCUUGUCAACUCUCAUUAUGUCUGUCAAGUUCAGUCAUGUCUGAAAACAUGAUCUUAAUUAGUUGUGUGCCUCCUUCCUAAUAGGUUUGCCUAUGCACUCUUCUGUUCUGCUCGUCUGUUAGUCAGAUAAGCCGGUGUGCUGGCAGAAGGUACAUCUCUUGUGUGUGUGUGUCUGUAUAUGUGUGUGUGAGCGACUAACUGAAUGAACGCUUACUUGUUUCAUGUGUAGGUGUGAGAAAACAACUGAUAUUUUAAACUUUAUGCAACCAAAGUGCAGCAGAUGUGGCUGAUAUGGAAAUUAUUUAUUUUAAGCGUGUUCUCGAGAAUGUAUUUGACUGAUGGUAAUAAUAACUGUAGUAAAUGUAGCAUGAUAUUCAGUAAUAUUUCUCAGUAAUAUGUUCUGGAUCACUGAGACAGCUGUUUGUUUAUUGAAAUCAUUGCUCAUGACACAUUUGCAUCAUGAUGGUUUCUGUAGAUUCUGCGUCAGGGCUCAGAGCUCGUCGCUGAGGUUUAUCUUUCUUUAUCUUUUAUAAAACAUAAAAACUUGUAACAACAUCAUUGGGACAUUUGGUGAAAAUAAUGUACUUCAAAUUUUCACAGGCUGUGAUGUGACCUCACAUUCACCUCUACUGUUGGUUUAUUCUGUAAAUAACAUGAACUCGUCCAAUGGAGUUUAUGAUGGGACCUUUUUAAUAACUGUUCAUGAGUUUAGUUGUAAUGUAUCAAUGUAGUGACCAUAGUCUGAAAAUAUAGAUACGUCUUCACUUCCUCCCACUAUUCAUUGCUGAAGCCAAAAUAUCCUGCAUAUGAACGCCACCAUCUUGAAGAUUUGAAGCCAGAGUGUGCAAGGAUGAAGUACCGAGGUCACGUGAUUGACCAAUCGCAAGUCAGUCUCGGCUGUUUAUAGCAUCAAAUAACUAAUUAAAAAUAAAACUUAGUAAAAGACUGAAACCGUCAAUGAGAAACAAUUAUUUGACGUGUGAUUUGACUUUUUAGUUUGGUCUAUGUCCCAUCUGAUAACAUGGUGGAGGUAUGAUUUAUGAUCUAUACUGCAUUGAGCCACCAGGUGGCGAUCAACACACUUUGGCUUCGCUUUUGGGGAGAGUUGUGUGGUCAUCUUUAUUCACAGUCUAUGAUGAAGUCUUCACAUUUGUUUUCAAUCAUACAUCAUUGAAAAUGUAGUUUUUUUGUCUAACGUAAUUAUUAACAUAUAUAUUGUUUACAUAGUGUCGUGUAUGAUGAUUUCUCUGGUUUAUUUGUAUAUUUUUGAUUCUCAGCCACGCAAAGGAAAUCGGACGACUUCACUACUAUUUCUCAUUUCUGUGAAUCCUUCUCACUCAUUAACAUACUUGAACUUUUUUGUUUGUUUUAACAAUAAUAUCGUGGUCUAGUCUACAUCCUGGAUUCACUCACUGACCAACUCCAUGGGUCAUUGUAUAGUUUUGUUGUAUGGGUGGGGGGGUCUCUUUAAGACUGGAGUUUUGAUGUAUUUAUUUGCUUGUAACAGGUUUCAGAUUCAUUGAAAUGUUUUCAGCUUGUUUCAGAAGGUUUCAGUCGGCUUUGCCUGAACGGGCCAUGUGAUAUUUCUGAAACAGAAACUCACACGUGGAGGUUGGAAUAUACUUCGAAAUGAAAUCACACUGAAAAUUUAAUCUCGAACUAUAUUCAAACCUCCACAUGUGAGUCACUGAAAUUUGGCAGACAAUAUUUUCCAGUAUGUAAACUUUACAUUUAAAUUAAUUUACCAUUUAAUUAUUGUGAGGAAAUUCAAAAAGCAACCUCAACUAUAUAAUUACACUCGAGGUUUGUGUUGCAGCAAAGAUAAUUAUUUUCUCGUGUUUUUUUUCUUUCCUCAGGCUUUCACUCCGAGCGCUGUUUAAUGAAAGUUUGACUCAAAGGCUUAAAGUUGAAUUUUAAGUGUCCUGCUAUGAUGAAUGUUUGAAAGGUUCUGUGGGAGUAUCUGACAUUUAUGUGAUGCUAAGAACUUCCCUCUCUUCUCGUUUCAUCCUUUAAGAUCUGUAUGACACUUUUCCUUUUUUUUUUCUUUUUACCUCACAUCAAGCUUCUCUUACGCAUGUAAGCUGCAGAGAUUUUAUUUUUUAUUUUAAUGAAUUUUUUUCCCAGCAUGCCAGCUUGGUUUUAUGUGUUAAAUUGUAUCAGUGUGAGUGGGUCUAAUUUUUAAAUGGGUAUCGAAUUGAAUGUGUGCCAACGAAUUCAUUUGUGGGUUGAAAGAGCCCCCUGCUGGACAUGUGUUUAUAUUGUCAUUGCUUGUAAUUUAAUUGGGGAAAACAAUCUUUCUUUGGGUUAUAAGCUUCAUCAAAUCCCUUCCCUCUGUUGACUACUGUUCUUUCACCACACUAAUUUUCAUAUUGGGCUUAAUGGCUUCCCCUCGGAUACAGUAACGCAGACCUUGACCAAAUCCAAAUGAGACGGCAUUAGCAAACGUAAUAUCUGAACUUUUUGGUGCACUGACGAGAGAAAGAAGCUCUCAGGGUAAAUUGAAUUUAGCUGGAAUUGAUAUUAAUGCGCGCCAGUUUGUGACUUUCACUUUAGCUUAACGGUUUGAUAACGAGGGAGAACAAAAAGAAACGGCUGCUGAUGUCAAGGCCCGCUUCAUUUCACAUCGCUCCGCGUUAAAAUCCAUUUAUUCUUAGUGGGAAAUAUCCGAUGAAUAAAACCUGUCUAAGGAAGGAGGUGUUGAAGCGUUCUUCAAAGGAAACGCUCUCUUACAGCCUCGUGAAAGUUCACUUUUAAACGUCACUUCUUUGUCUGUUGUUUUCACAGUAAUGUAACCCGAUCUGUUGCCACACGUAAUCUAAUCUUGUAAAUAAGCUUGUAAUGAGGGGGAAUAUGGAUAAGCCUCUCAGCAUGGCACCAUGGAUUAAAAAUGUCCGCCUGCUGCUUUUCACUGUAGCCCGCCGCUGCUCCCUGUGUCGAGUGACCUUCAUGCCUGUUUUCGAAAGUCUUUUGUUCGGUUAAACAUCUACCUCACUCUUGGUUUACCACGUCGACAUCGUUAGCUAUUUUGGAAGAAUAAAGAAGAAAAAUCAACACUCACUGUUGCCUUUCACUGGAAAAAAUAAGCAAUUUAAACCUGGUGUGUGUGUGUAAACGGUCCUGGAUGUUAAGAAUCAGAGCCGGUCGACUGAUUCCGAAAUGUUGAAGAGUAGGGGCAGUGAUUCUCCUGUGGGGGGGGUGAUUCUCCUGUGUGUGUGUGGUUACCAGGAAUCAGAGGUUAUAUUUUACACUUUUCUUUGCAACAUCUUUUAUCUUCACACUGAUUAAUGGCACCUGCCUUACACAUGUGCAAUAAAUGUUAUUCAGUGCUUUA